This is a messenger RNA of Telopea speciosissima, 2092 nucleotides long. RefSeq names its product probable protein phosphatase 2C 5. The record is from RefSeq and is a predicted model, not a curated record. Bases 474 to 1757 code for a protein of 427 amino acids. The transcript has 8 exons. NCBI's taxonomy places the organism in Eukaryota, Viridiplantae, Streptophyta, Magnoliopsida, Proteales, Proteaceae. Gene Ontology annotation, biological process: protein dephosphorylation. Gene Ontology annotation, molecular function: protein serine/threonine phosphatase activity.
GAGUCUCUCUUCUCCUUCGCUGUAAAACCGCUUCUACUGGUAAUGUCAACUUUCUAGGGUUUCGUAAUUCACUGGUUAAGUCAGGUUUUCUCCGCUGUAUUUGUUGAGGACGACUUGUUCGAUUCAACCGAGGAGCAUUCAGUGGAAGGUCUCAGUUUUUAUUUUGAGUUCAGAAUCUAACUGAUGAAGUUUUCAAUGGCCGGAGAGACGAAGGAUUUCUAAGUAUCAUGUCUUCCGUGCUUCUAUGAACUCUUCGUUGAUAGGAAAUCCCGAUCGAUUCCGACGUGCGAGAGGAAUGUGGUGUUUUUCCAUUGCAAGAUUGUAGGUAGGGAAAAUUUUGAUCAGUUGGUUGACACAUAUGGUUUUGAUCGGAUUAAAAUGGCGAAAUCGUGUGAAUGGCCCUUACGAUAUUCAUUUUAAUGAAUUAGGGGGUUCGUGCAAAGGUCUUAGAGAUGCCUGAAACAUAAAUUGAUAUGAACCAGAACGAAGUUUCAACGAUGAAGCCUCCCUUGGUUCCACUCGCUACCUUGAUUGGUCGCGAGCUCAGGAACGAGAAGGUUGAGAAACCUUCCAUCAAGUAUGGACAGGCUGGUCUAGCCAGGAAAGGGGAGGAUUAUUUUCUUAUCAGAUCAGAUUGUCAGAGGAUUCCGGGCAAUCCAGCAUCGUCCUUCUCAGUAUUUGCGAUCUUUGAUGGGCACAAUGGCAUUUCAGCUGCUAUAUAUGCCAAGGAGAAUCUACUAAAUAAUGUCAUGAAUGCGAUUCCUCAGGGCAUUGGUAGGGAAGAGUGGCUUCAAUCCCUUCCUCGGGCAUUAGUUGCGGGUUUUGUGAAGACUGACAUAGAGUUUCAACGGAGAGGAGAAACAUCUGGUACAACAGCUACCUUCGUUGUGAUUGAUGGAUGGACGGUGUCAGUUGCAUCGGUAGGGGAUUCAAGAUGCAUAUUGGACACACAUGGGGGUGUGGUUUCUCUUUUGACAGUAGAUCACAGGCUAGAAGAGAAUGCUGAAGAGAGGGAGCGUGUGACUGCAAGUGGUGGUGAAGUUGGAAGACUUAAUGUUUACGGAGGUACACAGGUGGGUCCCCUUCGUUGCUGGCCUGGCGGAUUAUGCCUUUCAAGGUCAAUUGGUGAUAUGGAUGUUGGGGAAUACAUUGUCCCUAUACCACACGUGAAGCAAAUUAAGCUUUCAAAUGUCGGCGGAAGGUUAAUAAUUGCGUCUGAUGGAAUAUGGGAUGCUUUGUCAUCUGAGAUGGCUGCAAAAUCUUGCCGGGGUUUGUCUGCUGAGCUUUCUGCGAAGCUGGUUGUGAAGGAAGCUUUGAGGUCAAGAGGUCUGAAAGAUGAUACAACCUGCCUAGUUGUUGACAUCAUUCCACCUGAAAAUUCUGUUCUACCACCAACUCCAAAGAUGAAACAGAAUAUACUCAGUUCAUUUAUUUUUGGAAAAAGAUCUCAGAAUUCUACAAGUAAAUUAACUAGCAAACGUUCUUCUGUUGGGGUUGUGGAGGAGCUAUUUGAAGAGGGUUCUGCAAUACUUGCUGAAAGGUUGGGUAAGGAUUUUCCCAGGACAAUUUCUGGGCUAUUCAGGUGUGCAGUCUGCCAAGUGGAUCAACAACCAAGUGAUGGUUUUUCUGUCAAUUCCGGACCUAUCUUCUUACCUCCAUCAAAACCUGGGGAUGGUCCAUUCCUUUGCAGAAACUGCCAGAUGAAGAAGGAUGCAAUGGAAGGAAAACGGCCAAGCCGAACAACAGUGACCACAUAGUUGAUUUUCUGGUAAUUGUCAUAGUUGAUAUAUGUUUAUAUAGAUAUAUAAAUUUUUUCUCUUCAGCAGUGUAAGCUUGUUCGUUGGAAAAAUACCUAAAAGAUUAAGAGCUCAUCACUGAAGAAGGGUUGCUUUGGGUGUUAUUCUUGAUAGUGAUUUUUGUCUCCCUGUAAGAAGAAAUAUGUUGGUAGGUCCUGUCAGAAAGUCUGUGUUGUUUCAGGUUUUUGUCUGGUUGAAGGGGUAACCAGUCCACUGUAUGAUUGUGAUAGUUUGCUAACAGCUUGAAUUUGUAUUUAACAUUUGUGAUGACUGGUGACAGCAUAUUUUCUAGUGCA